This is a messenger RNA of Rattus rattus (black rat), 2092 nucleotides long. It is a transcript of the gene Arl2bp, whose product is annotated as ADP ribosylation factor like GTPase 2 binding protein. Gene Ontology annotation, biological process: maintenance of protein location in nucleus; positive regulation of tyrosine phosphorylation of STAT protein. The transcript is spliced from 6 exons. Gene Ontology annotation, cellular component: mitochondrial intermembrane space. Bases 228 to 719 code for a protein of 163 amino acids. The record is from RefSeq and is a predicted model, not a curated record. Lineage: Eukaryota; Metazoa; Chordata; Mammalia; Rodentia; Muridae.
CCCUAACACUGGCGGGGUGGCCCCGCGAGAGGCUGGCGGGCACUGGGCCCAGCCAGGAGCCGCAGGCCCGGCCUCGCGCGAUCGCCCGGCGGGGCGCGGGCGCGGCCUUCUGCGGGUCCUUGAUGCGGUUGAGGCCACGCGGGUCAGAAAGAAGCCCGGCCCGGUGGCGGGCGCGGUAGGAGGCGGCAGGGCCGCGGGCCCGGCCCGGAGACUGCGGCGCCUCUACGAUGGACGCCCUAGAGGAAGAGAGCUUCGCGCUGUCCUUCUCCUCUGCCUCUGAUGCAGAAUUCGAUGCUGUGGUUGGAUGUUUAGAGGACAUUAUUAUGGAUGCUGAGUUCCAGCUACUGCAGAGAAGCUUCAUGGACAAGUACUACCAGGAAUUUGAAGACACUGAAGAGAAUAAGCUCACCUAUACUCCCAUUUUUAAUGAAUAUAUUUCCCUGGUAGAGAAGUACAUUGAAGAGCAGUUGCUGGAGCGUAUCCCAGGCUUCAAUAUGGCAGCCUUCACCACCACAUUGCAGCACCAUAAGGAUGAAGUGGCUGGCGACAUCUUUGACAUGCUGCUCACAUUCACGGAUUUCCUGGCUUUCAAGGAGAUGUUCCUGGACUACAGAGCAGAAAAGGAAGGCCGAGGACUGGACUUAAGCAGCGGCUUGGUGGUGACUUCUCUGUGUAAGUCAUCUUCUACGCCAGCUUCCCAGAACAACCUACGGCACUAGGUCCCUCCUUCACACAGUGGGUGUGAUGGAUAUGAGGUCACCAGCCCAGCAGGCUCAGAAAUGUGGGCUAAUGAUGACAGAUGCAUCCUGCAAGACCUACUGUGCCACAGCCCUUCGUUCAUGUGAAGUAUUGACGAGUCCUGGAAAACAUGACUGACCCUCCUGGCCCUUGUCAGAACCUUCCUGUAGUCAGUAACCCUCACGUUCCCGCUCCCAUCCUCAUACAGACACCUCUCCCAGGCACUUCUGAGAGGCUCCUCUGAAUCAAGCCCAGGUUGGCCGCCUCGCCUGGGGGUGCUCUUUCCCCAGCAACAUGGUAGUGCAGUGUGUCAACAGUGUGGACACCACAUCACUGUGAGCCCUUCAUCCUGCAGGCUUUAGUGAGUCUUUGUUUUCCCACCGUUUUCACCUGGGUCCGUUUCAGGCCUCAGCCUCAAUGUGGCUUUUGUUUGGGUGUGUUUAUCUAGGGAGAUGCAGGCCAGCUGCCUGUCCUGGUUUCUGAAUCUCCUGGGAUUACAGCUUGACUGGCUGUCGGGAUCCACUGAGAGGGCUGUCCUCUACCCACAAGUGAACAUGAACUCCAACCUUACAUUAACAGUCCUUUCACCAGCGAACCCUGCUGGUCUUGAUGUAGCCCCACUAUUCUACUCUCUAAGCAUUAUUUUCAAGAAACCUAUUUUUAUAGAUGAAAACUCAGGCUAACCUAGUGAGUAUGAUCUUGGGGUGCCCAUGAUCAACCACUUAAAGAUCAGAGUAUUAUAUGCUGUGUGCUUUUUAGUUGUGAGUGUUGUGAGUGCAAACUGCUUUCCAAUUGGUGUCCUCUCGCUGGGCACCAGUACAAACAGGCUGUGUGCUAGAAAUGGGCCACAGCUCUGUCGGGAUAGCAUGCUGGGUGUGUUCGUGCAUGUUUGUGUGCCAUGCUGUCCAAUGGCGUGCUGGGUGUGCUUGUGCAUGCUUGCGUGCAGUCCUUCGUGCAGGCUGGAGAGCGGGGUUUUUACUGGGGGGUUGGGACUUUGCUGUUUGUUUUCAUACAGUGUCUCCUGCUAAGUUAAUGCUCCCCUGAUCCAGCUCGUUCUGGUGGGAGGGGCAGGACACAGUUUUUCUGGUCAUUUGUCAUCUUUGGUGGACGGCCACCAACCAGAAAGCAUGUGUGUCACAUCUCUAGAAAGAAGAGAACAGUUCAGAUCCUAAUGUAUACUUUUGACUUUAACUUUUAUAGUAAACAUAAGAAUCCACGAUGACUUUCCAUGUGACCAUUCCGACUUUAAAGGAUUUAAGCUAAGCUAAGCUCUGUUUUUCCUGUAGCUGUGUGUCUGUCACUUAGGACUUUUGUAAAAUGAGUAAAAUUUGAGGUGUUUUAGCAAGAAUAAUAA